Messenger RNA from Raphanus sativus (radish), 1242 nucleotides. Its product is annotated as cyclin-D3-3-like. Gene Ontology annotation, biological process: regulation of cyclin-dependent protein serine/threonine kinase activity; mitotic cell cycle phase transition. Lineage: Eukaryota; Viridiplantae; Streptophyta; Magnoliopsida; Brassicales; Brassicaceae. The record is from RefSeq and is a predicted model, not a curated record. The coding region runs from base 120 to 1166 and encodes 348 amino acids. The transcript is spliced from 3 exons. Gene Ontology annotation, molecular function: cyclin-dependent protein serine/threonine kinase regulator activity. Gene Ontology annotation, cellular component: cyclin-dependent protein kinase holoenzyme complex; cytoplasm; nucleus.
ACAGUAGAAUCCACACAUAGGGGAGAGAGAGAGAGAGAGCUGUAAUAAUGGCAAAAUGAACAAAGGCCUUUCACAAUCUCUUCUCCUCGCAAGAGGAACAUAAAAAGAAAGAAAAUAUUAUGGCUUUAGAAGAAGAGGAAGAGACCCAAAACGCACCGUUUUGUAUGCUUUUCUGCGAGGAAGAGAGUAGCAGCGUGUUCGAGGAAGACGAGAGGAACGUCGUAAAGUCUCCGUCUUUCCAUCUGGGUUUUCUCGACCACGACAUGUUAUCACGGGACGACGACGAGUUGCUAGCUCUGAUCUCGAAAGAGGAAGACUUUAAACCGUGUCUUUCAGACAAAACCUCCACGGACGAGUUUCUGUCUCUGUGUCGCGAAAACGCUCUCGGCUGGAUUUUCAGAGUGAAAAGUUACUACGGGUUUAGUUCGCUGACGGCUCUUCUCGCUGUUAGCUACUUCGAUAGGUUUGUCACAAGCAGGAAGUUUCAGACGGAUAAGCCGUGGAUGUCUCAGCUUACAGCUGUGGCUUGUUUGUCCUUAGCUGCUAAAGUCGAAGAGAUCCGUGUUCCGCUGCUCUUAGAUCUCCAAGUGGGAGAGGCGAGAUAUGUAUUUGAAGCUAAGACUAUACAGAGAAUGGAGCUUUUGAUUCUCUCUACUCUUCAAUGGAGGAUGCAUCCUGUCACUCCGAUCUCGUUUUUCGAUCAUAUCAUCCGUCGAUACAGCUCUAACUCUCACCAGCAUUUGGAGUUCUUGAGUAGAUGUGAAUCUCUCUUGCUCUCCAUUGUUUCAGAUCCGAGGUUUCUAAGUUAUACCCCUUCUGUGUUAGCCACCGCGAUAAUGGUCUCUGUUGUAAGAGAUUUCAAGGCGUGUGAUGAAGCUCAAUACGAGUCUCAGCUCAUGGCUCUACUCAAAGUCGAUCCGGAGAAAGUAAAUAAAUGCUAUGAGUUAGUAUUAGAUCACAACCCAAGCAAGAAGAGGAUGAUGGAAACCGCUAACGCAACCAGUGUGUUUGAUGCAUCAUCAUUCAGCUCUGAUGGAUCUAACGAGUCAUGGGUUGUGUCUUCAGAGCCUCUAUACAAGAGGAGAAGAGUGCAUGAGCAGCAGAUGAAGUUGUCUUCAGUGAACAGAAUGUUUCUGGAUGUGUUCACUAGUAGUAGUCCUCGCUAAUAAAUAUCAAGAAUGUGUGUUUUCUUCUGUUUUUACAUAUUAGCGGCUAUGGUAAGGCAGAAACAAUUAUGCGUUU